Musa acuminata AAA Group (dessert banana) is the source of this 2388-nucleotide messenger RNA. RefSeq lists its product as uncharacterized. Bases 1 to 2388 code for a protein of 795 amino acids. The transcript is spliced from 2 exons. The record is from RefSeq and is a predicted model, not a curated record. Gene Ontology annotation, molecular function: nucleic acid binding; RNA-DNA hybrid ribonuclease activity. NCBI's taxonomy places the organism in Eukaryota, Viridiplantae, Streptophyta, Magnoliopsida, Zingiberales, Musaceae. Gene Ontology annotation, biological process: DNA integration.
AUGCCUUUCGGAUUAAAGAACGCUGGGGCUACAUACCAGAGAACGGUGAACAAGAUGUUUGCCCACCAGAUCGGGCGGAACAUGGAAGUUUACGUGGAUGACAUGAUUGUAAAAAGCCAAGAAGCAGGAGCUCACCUUGCCGACCUGGCCAAGGCAUUCGCCACCCUGCACAAGUUCGGCAUGCGACUCAACCCCGUGAAGUGUGCUUUCGGCGUCACCUCGGGAAAGUUCCUCGGGUUCGUCAUACAUAAAAGAGGAAUUGACGCCAACCCAGAGAAGGUCCAGUCAAUAAUCAACAUGCAAUCGCCUCGGACGAUCAAAGACCUGCAACGCCUUAAUGGGAGGCUUGUCGCCAUGUCUCGUUUCCUUGCCCGAUCAGGUGACCGCUGCCUCCCCUUCUUCAGGGCGCUGAAGAACCCGAAGGAUUUUCGAUGGAUGACCGAAUGCGAUGAGGCCUUCAAACAAAUGAAGCAACACUUGGCCAGCCUCCCUCGCCUUGCCUCAGUCUCUCCUGGGGAGAGGCUAGGCCUCUACCUAGUUGCCUCGCAGCACGCAGUCAGUUCCGUUCUGGUCAAAGAAAACUCCGGCGAACAGCUUCCGGUCUACUAUGUCAGCCAUGUCCUGAACGGGCCCGAGGAGCGAUACCCACCGAUUGAAAAAUUAGCACUCGCGCUCGUCCUGUCAGCCCGGAAACUACGCCCUUACUUCCAGGCUCACCCAGUGGAGGUCAUCACCGACCAACCACUUCGGCAGAUCUUGUCUAAAUUUGAUGUUGCAGGACGCCUUCUCAAGUGGGCGGUGGAGCUCGGCGAGCAUGACAUACAAUACGUACCCAGGACCGCCAUCAAAGCCCAGUCCGUGGCCGACUUCAUCGCAGAAUUAACCCAAAUCGCGGAUGUGGAUCUCGAGCAACCUCUCGAAGCAUGGGUCCUACACGUGGACGGAUCGGCCAACUCAAAGGGCGUCGGCGCAGGGCUAGUUCUACUAGCUCCCGACGGACGCUUGUUCGAGCGUUCCCUCCGCUUCGGGUUCCAAGCCACUAAUAACAAGGCGGAAUACGAGGCGCUCGUAGCAGGACUCAGGCUGGCCCUCGAAAUGCAAGUGGCUGCCAUACACGUCCUCACCGACUCGCAACUGGUAGCCGAGCAACUCAACGGCGGAUAUGAGGCUCAGGACCCAACCAUGGCAAAGUACCUAGCACAGGUAAGGAACUUGACCACCAAAUUCCCUCAUUUUACGUUAUCUAAUGUUCCGAGGGAAGAGAACGAGCGAGCCGGCGCGCUAGCCAAGCUGGCGUCAAGGCCAGCCCCCGAAGCCCGGCCCGAGGUCGAGGAGCUCCCUGCCCGUGCCAUCGAAAUCGCAGCUGCGGCCUCGGGAAGCGCGCCGACCACAUGGGUACAAGAGCUGCUAGGCUUUAAGCGGGACGGGAUCUUUCCUCCCGACGAGGUUGCGGCUCGGCGCUUGCGUCGUACGCAUGCGUGGUACUCCGAGGUGAGCGGACGACUCUAUAAGCGGUCUUUCACAUACCCCCUCCUAUGGUGUUUGGAGCCCGACGAAGCUCAGACGGUUCUGGCCACGGUCCACGUGGGAGUCUGCGGGGAACACAUCGGCGGGCGAACCCUAGCACACAAAAUACUUCGCCAAGGUUACUAUUGGCCGACCAUGUGCCGGGACGCGAAGGCUUAUGUACAGCGGUGUAGUUCGUGCCAAGAACACGCCCGCACGCCCCGGCAGCCCGCGGUCCCGCUAACCCCCAUCGAUUGCGCAUGGCCAUUCGCGCAGUGGGGUUUGGACCUGCUCGGACCCUUCCCGCCGGCCUCGAAGUACAUCAUCGUGGGAGUGGAUUAUUUCACAAAGUGGGUUGAGGCCGAGCCGUUGGCGAUAAUCACGGAGCAUCAAAUUGAAAAGUUCGUGUGGAGGAACCUAGUUACUCGGUUCAGUUUGUCCAAAACCAUCAUUACAGAUAACGGGCCUCAGUUCACCGGUAGAAGGUUCCGAGAGUUCUGUGCCAGCCACGACAUCCAGCUAAGGUUCAGCUCAAUGGCUUACCCUCAAACGAAUGGGCUAGCGGAGACCGCGAUUGGAGAGUCCCCUUACAGCCUCGCGUUCGGAACCGAAGCUGUCCUGCCGCCCGAGGUAGCCAUUGCCACCCUUCGGACAAGAAGUUAUGAUGAGAAAGUCUCGAACGAAGGACUUCAAGCCAGCCUCGACGUGCUCGAGGAGCGACGCGCCGACGCGCACUUGAAGGCCCUCUCUUAUAAAAGAGCCGUCGCAAGGGUCUACAACAGGAAGGUACGACCCCGACCAAUUAAGCUAAGCGACCUAGUCCUGUGCAAGACCGAGGUCAGCGACCUGACCCGAGCGAGGGGGAAGCUAGCCCCCAAAUAG